AUGGGCGAGGCGGGCGGCGGCUGCGAGGCGCUGGAGCGGCUGCCGUCGGGGCAGUCCCCGGCCAUCGCGGCCGUCAUGUUCGCGGCCGGCGUGCUGGGCAACGUGGCGGCGCUGGGGCUGCUGCUGCGGGCCGGGCGCCGGCGGCGGCGGCGGCGUGGGGCCCCGCCGGGCGGCGCGUCGCCCUUCCACGGGCUGGUGACGGCGCUGGUGCUGACCGACCUGCUGGGCACCUGCCUGACCAGCCCGGUGGUGCUGGCGGCCUACGGGCGCGGGCGGGCGCUGCUGGCGCUGGGCGCCGGCGGGCGGCUGUGCCCCUACUUCGCCUUCGCCAUGAGCUUCUUCGCGCUGGCCACGGUGGGCUGCCUGGGCGCCAUGGCGCUGGAGCGCAGCCUGGCCCUGGGCGCCCCCUACCUCUACCGCCGCCUGCUCGACGGCCGGCGCGCCGCCCUCCUCCUGCCCGCCUUCUACGCCCUGUGCGCCCUCUUCUGCGCCCUGCCCCUGCUGGGCUUCGGCCGCUACGUCCAGCACUGCCCGGGCACCUGGUGCUUCAUCCAGACGCGCGCCCCGGCCGCGCGGCCCGACGCCGCCUUCGCCCUCCUCUACGCCGCCCUGCUCCUGCUCCUCAUCGCCGCCGUCCUCCUCUGCAACCUCAGCGCCGGCCUCAGCCUGCUCCGCAUGCAGCGGCGCGCCCGCCGCGCCCGACGGCUGGCCAGCGCCGCCGCCGCCGCCCUGGGGCCGCCCUCGCCCGCGCCCCGACCGCCCCCCGCCCGACGGGCCCUCUCCGUGGCCCAGGAGCUCGACCACCUCAUCCUGCUGGCCAUCAUGACCCUGGCCUUCGCCGUCUGCUCCCUGCCCUUCACCAUCCGUGUCUUCCUGAACAGAUUUACCGGGGACGGGGAUUACAGGGAAGAUCUGCGGGCCCUGCGCUUCCUGUCUAUCAACUCCAUCAUCGACCCCUGGAUUUUCACCAUUCUCCGGCCUCCCGUCCUGCGGCUCAUACGAUCCGCGCUGUGCUGCCGGAUCCCGCGGAAGCCACGAAACAGCAGCCCUUCCGUCAACAGGCCGGAGCCCAGCACACCAAUCGAGGUCUACAAAGAGUAG
Molecule: messenger RNA, 1101 nt
Organism: Euleptes europaea (tarantolino)
Lineage: Eukaryota; Metazoa; Chordata; Lepidosauria; Squamata; Sphaerodactylidae
Gene: PTGER2
Product: prostaglandin E receptor 2
Exons: 2
Coding region: 1-1101 (366 amino acids)
Biological process (GO): inflammatory response; adenylate cyclase-activating G protein-coupled receptor signaling pathway; cellular response to prostaglandin E stimulus
Cellular component (GO): plasma membrane
Molecular function (GO): prostaglandin E receptor activity
Source: RefSeq, a predicted model, not a curated record